Brassica napus (rape) is the source of this 4134-nucleotide messenger RNA. RefSeq names its product probable inactive purple acid phosphatase 2. The record is from RefSeq and is a predicted model, not a curated record. The transcript has 2 exons. Gene Ontology annotation, molecular function: acid phosphatase activity; metal ion binding. Bases 58 to 2097 code for a protein of 679 amino acids. Lineage: Eukaryota; Viridiplantae; Streptophyta; Magnoliopsida; Brassicales; Brassicaceae.
CCUCUUCCUCUGUGGCGGGAAUCAAAUCAUUUCUCUCUUAAACUCGCAUUUAUCGCCAUGAUUCUCAAUUUCUCUAUCUUCACCCUCUUCCUCUCUAUCUUCACCUCCUCAGCCAACGCCGAGGCGACCCUCUCCGUUUCCCCCAACACUCUGAAACGAUCUGGCGAUAACGUCACCAUCCAAUGGUCCGACGUGGACUCUCCUUCCGAUCUCGACUGGCUAGGCAUCUACUCGCCGCGGGACUCUCCUCACGACCACUUCAUCGGCUACAAAUUCCUCAACGCUUCGCCGACUUCCAAAUCCGGUUACGGAUCGAUCACCCUCCCCCUCACCAAUCUCCGAUCGGAUUACACCUUCCGGAUCUUCCGGUGGACGCAGUCGGAGAUCGACACGAAGCACUUGGAUCACGAUCAGAAUCCUUUGCCUGGAACGAAGCAUCUUUUGGCUGAGUCGGAGAAGGUGACUUUUGGAUCGGCGGUGGAUAAGGCGGAGCAGAUCCAUUUGGCGUUCGAGAAUAAGCCUAACAGGAUGCAGGUUACGUUCGUUGCCGGGGAUGGUGACGAACGGUUUGUGAGAUACGGAGAGACUAAGGAUUUGUUGGGAAACUCCGCGGCGGCGCGUGGGAUUAGGUAUGAUAGAGAGCAGAUGUGCAAUGCUCCGGCUAAUUCCAGCAUCGGCUGGAGAGAUCCCGGUUGGAUUUUUCAUACCGUUUUGAAGAAUUUGAAUCCGGCCGUUAGGAACUACUAUCAGAUUGGGAGUGAAGCAAAGGGAUGGAGCGAGAUCUACAGCUUCAUAUCUCGAGACAUGUACGCACAAGAAACCAGAGCUUUCAUAUUUGGAGAUAUGGGUUGCGCUACACCUUACAAAACCUUCAUCCGCACGCAACAAGAGAGUAAAUCAACCGUGAAGUGGAUCCUACGCGACAUCGAAGCUCUUGGUGACAAGCCAUCUUUUAUUUCGCAUAUUGGAGAUAUAAGCUACGCUCGUGGCUACUCGUGGGUGUGGGAUGAGUUCUUUGCUCAGAUCGAGCCUAUUGCCUCCAAAGUUCCUUACCAUGUGUGCAUUGGUAACCACGAGUAUGAUUUCCCCGCUCAGCCUUGGAAGCCUGAUUGGGCAGCUUCUAUUUAUGGAAACGACGGUGGUGGUGAGUGUGGCGUGCCGUAUAGUUUGAAGUUCAACAUGCCUGGGAACUCAACAGAACUCACGGGAACCAACGCUCCUGUGACAAGGAAUCUAUAUUACUCAUAUGAUGCCGGGUCGGUCCAUUUCCUUUCCAUAUCUACCGAGACGAACUUCCUUGAAGGAGGGACUCAGUACGAGUACAUAAAGCGAGAUCUCGAGUCUGUGAACAGGGACAAGACUCCUUUUGUUGUUGUCCAAGGGCACAGACCGAUGUACACCACGAGCAACGAGGUUAGAGACACAACGAUUAGACAAAAGAUGUUGGAGCAUUUAGAACCGCUCUUCGUUAAGAACGAAGUCACGCUUGCUAUAUGGGGACAUGUUCAUAGAUACGAAAGGUUCUGUCCGAUAAGCAACAACACUUGUGGGAAACUGUGGAAAGGAAGCCCGGUUCACCUUGUGGUCGGUAUGGGUGGUCAAGAUUGGCAAUCGGUUUGGGCGGUUAGACCGAACCAUCCGGAUCUUCCUAUAUUCCCUCAGCCUGAAGAGUCAAUGUACCGCACGGGUGAGUUUGGGUACACUCGUCUAGUCGCAAACAAAGACAAGCUCACUGUUUCGUUUGUGGGUAACCACGAUGGAGAAGUUCACGAUACUGUUGAGAUGUUAGCGACUGGUGAAGUAAUCAGCGGGAGCAAAGACGAUGCUAAAAGCUCAAAUACUGCGGCCGCUCCUGCGCCUGUGGAAGUAACCAGUGGGAGUAAAGACGAUACUGAAAACCCAAACGUUCAGACCGUUCCUGCAUCUGCGACAUUUGUGGGAAAAUCUGAAGCUAACGAUGGAUCAUGGUUUAUUAAAGGAGCAGGGUUGAUGGUUAUGGGUGUGGUGUUAGGUUUCAUUGCUGGGUAUUUUACGGGGGUGAAGAAAGGAUCUUCAGCUCGUAACCGUUGGAUCCCAGUCAAGAGCGAGGAGAUAUGAUAUUAAACAAGCGAAUCUAUUUAGGGAGCACGUUUUGUGUAUAGUAUCUUCUUCCCCACGGUAAGAAAGCAUAAGUUUUAGUACAUUAUAAUAAUACUGAUUCUUGUAAGUUUGAAGAGUUGUCCGAGAAUCACUCUACGAUGUUACAGCCUGAAAGGCCUUUUUGGUGUAAAUAUAGAGUUCAUCAUUUUAUUUGAUUUUGGAUAUAGAACAAAUAACAUAUUCUUAUACUAUUAUUUUCUAUUAGCAUUUAAAAAACUUUUGUUUCAUUUUUACUACAUUUUAAAUCACUGAAUUGUCGUGCUACAAAACUUCUUUAUAGAUCAUUGAAUUGCUGAAUAAUGUCCAAACGAGGUUUAUGUUCGAUUUUAGUUUAGUUUUCUUCUUAUGGUUAAAGAAUAUUAUAUCAGUGAUUGGAUUAUAUUUUUAUUCUUAACUUGGAUCAAUCUGCUCUGGUUUUAUUCUUAACUUGGUAGACGAGUUUACAUCAGUUAUUUUUUCAAAAAUAAAAAUUAUAUCAAAAUUUAUGAUUUUUAUGAUCUAUAAAUCGAUAUUACUCUCAUUUCAUUUGGAUAGAGAAAAAACUAUUUUUAUGAUAAUCAACUAUUUAAAUUGUUUUAAAUAAUAUUAAUUAGUGUUAGUAUUAUUUAAAAAAAUAAGAUAGAAAAAAUGUUAUUUUAGUUUUAAGUUAAUUACAAUCAAAUUAUUAAUUUGUAAUUAUUGUAUUGUAAAUGAUAAAUAUAUGAAUUAAAAUAGUGGGGGUGGAGUGUUGAAUUUUUUUAAACAAACCAUUGUAGAAGUUAAAAAUGAAAUAAGUAUUGAAUGAAUUAGGUGGAAGAAAAUGAAGAUGAUGUGAAAUGUUAAAAAUGAAAAAAAAAGUGUUAAAAAUGAAAUGAGUGUUGAAACCAUUGUACAUGGUUUAAAUAUUCUAGAGUUGAUUACAUAAUGGACCACAUUUUGAGUUUUAUUAGCAUUCAGAGACUCUUCCCGCUUGUAGAACACAUUCACGAAGACCAAAAGAGCUUUUGGACUAAUUUGCCCUUGAUGAGAUAAACCGGAAAAAUGGACAAUUUUUGAGUUUAGUCUGACUUUAACGUAUUCUUUCUUAGUCUCCAACCACUUACAAGUUUUUUUUUGUUUCCCUCAACAGAUUUUAUUUAUUAUUGUCUUGUAUUAUGGUAACUAAAUUUGAUAUAUAAUAUACAUAGUAAAUUAUAAUUUUUUUCUUCUAUGUUUUGAGAUCAAUAUGUAUAUAUUUAUUUUGAUAUUUUAAUUUUUUCAAAACUGAAUUAAGUGGACAUAGUAUUAUGGACAAUGUGUUGUGGACGGUACCAUUUGAACACAUUCAUAUUUUUAUUUUUAUAAAAUUUAAAAAUGAAUUAAGUGGACACAAUAUCAUGGAUAAUGUGUUGUGGACGGUGCAAUUUGAAAGAAUGAAUUAUGGAUGGCGUAUAUGUGGAAGUGUACGUUGUGGUUCGUAUAGAUGAUGACCAUGGUCUACUAAAACAACUAACCAUUUACAAAAUAACAUUGGAAAGAAAGACAAACUAAUAUAGUUCAUUUAAAAGAGAAGAACAACAGAUAAUCUUAUAGGACAACAUCGCUCACAACAACUUAACACUCAUGAAAUAGUUUUUGAUACAACAAAACAUAGAUUGAUGAAGUUGUUCCUAGUUUAGGUGUGUGGACAAGGGAAGUGUGGACAGGGGAGUUGGGGAUGACGAUUGUGGACAAGAGAUGUAUGUACGUGGAUGCGUUCGACAAAGGCAUGGAUGGGAGGACUAUGGAGGGCAUGUCUGUGGAGUUGAGCAGAAUAUUUGAAGACCCGUACAUGUCCAAUGUUCAUAUGAUUUGAUAUUUUUGCUGUUUUUUUUUUGUUUCUUUAGUAAUGGCAAAAUCGUAAUUGUGGUCAUCUUCUUCUUCCAAAUUGUUUUACUUCGUCUGUAACACUUUCAUGGCCGACCAUAGAAUAUUGUCACAAUAAAUAAAAAAAUCACGUUGUUCAUGUUGUUUUUGAGUUAAAUUGAUAGAUCUAUU